Messenger RNA from Monoraphidium neglectum, 1107 nucleotides. RefSeq names its product ubiquitin carboxyl-terminal hydrolase 12/46. Gene Ontology annotation, biological process: protein deubiquitination. Bases 1 to 1107 code for a protein of 368 amino acids. Lineage: Eukaryota; Viridiplantae; Chlorophyta; Chlorophyceae; Sphaeropleales; Selenastraceae. Gene Ontology annotation, molecular function: cysteine-type endopeptidase activity; cysteine-type deubiquitinase activity. The record is from RefSeq and is a predicted model, not a curated record. Gene Ontology annotation, cellular component: nucleus; cytosol. The transcript is spliced from 9 exons.
AUGGGCAACAGCAGCAGCAAGCUCGAGAAGGCGCUCGCAGAGUGCCCCGACGACGAGCGCUACUACGGCUUUGAGAACUUUGGCAACACCUGCUAUGCCAACUCAGUGCUGCAGGCGCUCUACUUUUGCCGGCCCUUCCGGGAACAGGUGCAGCAGUACUGCGCAGCCCUGCCGCGGGAGCCGGAGGAGAACAUGCUCAACUGCCUGGCGGAGCUGUUCCAGCAGAUCCAGACGUCCAAAAAGAAGACGGGCGUGAUAGCGCCGAAGCGGUUCGUGCAGCGGUUGAAGCGGGACAAUGAGGCCUUCCGAAGCUACAUGCACCAGGACGCCCAUGAGUUUCUGAACUACCUGCUCAACGUGACCAGCGAGCUGCUGGAGGGGCAGGCCAAGGAGCGGGGGGAGGCGGCGCCAGCCAGCACCUGGGUCACAGACAUCUUCCAGGGGCGGCUAGUGAACGAGACGCGCUGCCUGCAGUGUGAGACCGUGACCAGCCGCGAGGAGGUGUUCAUGGACCUGGGGCUGGAGAUAGAGAACAACACGUCGCUCACGGCCUGCCUGCGCCACUCCACGGAGAUGCUGUCGUGUGACAACAAGUUUUUCUGCGACGCGUGCGGCUGCCUGCAGGAGGCCCAGAAGCGGAUGAAGCUCAAGCAGCUGCCGCCCUGCCUCAUAUUCCACCUGAAACGCUUCAAGGAGCGCAAGCUGCCCUACCGGGUGGUGUUCCCGUUUGAGUUGAAGCUCAGCAAUUUGAUGGCGGGGGCGGAGGGCGCGGACUCCAUGUACAGCCUGUUCGCGGUGGUGGUGCACGUGGGCAGCAACAUGCACCACGGCCACUACGUGUCCCUGAUCAAGAGCAAGAGCCAGUGGCUGUUCUUUGAUGACGACAGCGUGGAGCUCAUACGCGAGGAGCAGGUCGCAGCCACAUUCGGCAGCACGCAGGAGUACAGCGCCCACAUGGACCACGGCUACAUACUGUUUUACGAGAAGGUGGGCAGCAGCGGCGGCGGCGGCGGCGGAGGAGCCGGAGGAGGGCCAGGCGGCGGCGGCGGCGGCGCGGCGGCGGGCGGCGCGGCGGGGGGUGGCAGCGGCAAGGGCGCGCCGCCCUGA